Messenger RNA from Penicillium olsonii, 1707 nucleotides. The record is from the annotation of a GenBank genome assembly. NCBI's taxonomy places the organism in Eukaryota, Fungi, Ascomycota, Eurotiomycetes, Eurotiales, Aspergillaceae.
AUGUCCACGCGAUUCCCCGACCGAUCAGAUUCGAGGCGAGACCGAUCGCGAUCGCCACCUUGGCGCGAGCAGAAACACCCCCGUGACGACAGAGAAUGGCGCGACAGGCCAGACUCAAAUCGUGGGUGGGGUAAUGAGCGAUCGGGACCCUCGCAGCAGCCACGCAAUAUGCGCGACCAGGUCCGACUCAAUAUGCUUCAAGAAGACCAGCAGGAGCGCGAGUGGGUCGCUCAAGAGGAUCUGUUCGUCUUGAAGCAGGCCAAGAAAAAGGCGGAAAUCCGAGUGAAGGAAGGGCGCGCAAAGCCCAUCGAUUGGUUGACGGUCACUUUACGUGUUAUUGAUCCUACGCGCGAUCCUUUGGACGAUGAGAUUGCAGACAGUGAUUUGGAUGUCGUGGAUCCAGAUGGCGUGUUUGAGGGAUUGUCGCAAACCCAACUACAGGACUUGGAAAAGGAUAUCGAUACUUUUGUGAACCUGGAAACUAACCCCCAGAACCGGGAUUUCUGGCAGACUAUGAAAGUUAUUUGCCGAGACCGCCAAAAGACUGCAACCCCGGAAGGUCGUGCGUUGAGCUCCGUUGCUGCCGAUAUCAAUAAACUCCUUCGGCCGAAGACCUACGAACAGCUUCAGAAGCUCGAAGUACAAGUGAAGCGGAAGUUGAACUCGAACGAGCCGAUCGAUACAGACUAUUGGGAAGAGUUGCUGCGCAGUCUGACCGUUUGGAAGGCCAGAGCGAGACUGAGGAAUGUGUACCAGGCCAUUAUCGAUGAGCGCGUCCGUGACUUGAGGAAGCAGCAAAAGGAAGAGGCUGAAUCGAUUCGGGAAAAACUGGCGCCCCUCGCCCCAACCAUUGAUGCGAACAUCACAAACCCUGCGGAAUUCGAAGGGCUGGACCCGGACCCAUUGCUUCAGGUUCGUGCUGAAGACAAAAGUUUAGAAAUCAUGGACGAGUCAGCGUUCCUUGAUCAUGUGGUACGUAUCAACCCGCUUCAGGUCAAUGACGGUCCCAAUGCUGAUGUAUGGCAGGCGCGUGAACGCCAGAAAAUUACUCGUAUGGGCUUUGUCCCACUGCGACAACGAAUGGCCGAGAAGUCCUCGGUGGUUGUAUCAAACACUAGCUCUGCAAAUGCCGCCGCCACUUCUACAUCUACCCGAUUCUCAUCGAUUCCCAAUGAGGACUUCUCUCAAGCUACCAAAGCGCUCUAUGAAAGAGAGCUUGCCAAGGGUGUCAGCGAGAAUGAGGAAAUCUUUACUGGCGAGGAAGCCGUCAGCACGAGCUCGCGUCCGCAGUGGGAAGGCAAGCACCGGCCUCGAAAGCCACGAUACUUCAAUCGCGUUCAAAUGGGAUAUGAAUGGAACAAAUACAACCAAACCCAUUAUGACCAUGAUAACCCGCCACCGAAGGUCGUACAAGGUUACAAAUUCAACAUAUUUUACCCGGAUUUGAUCGACAAGACCAAAGCUCCGACAUACCGAAUUGAACGCGAGAAUGGUCGCAAGCGCGGUGAGUCGUCCGCCGAGGCCGGUGAGGAAGACACAUGUCUCAUUCGGUUCACGGCUGGACCCCCGUAUGAGGACCUCGCCUUCCGCAUUGUCGAUAAAGAGUGGGACUAUAGUGCCAAACGAGAGAGGGGUUUCAAGAGUACCUUCGACAAGGGAAUUCUUCAGCUUCAUUUCCAAUUUAAGAGGAUCUAUUAUCGGAAGUAA